Molecule: messenger RNA, 591 nt
Organism: Ruditapes philippinarum (Manila clam)
Lineage: Eukaryota; Metazoa; Mollusca; Bivalvia; Venerida; Veneridae
Product: protein PFC0760c-like
Exons: 3
Coding region: 13-591 (192 amino acids)
Source: RefSeq, a predicted model, not a curated record
GGAUAAUAUUCCAUGAAUUGUUAUCACCAAAAUUGUUGUUGUCCUUUAGCAAACCACCAGAGUGAGGAGAGCUGUUCAGAUGAUACAAAUGACACCAAUGUUGAUGACAUAGAAAUGCAAGGCAGCAGAACUAUUGGAUGCGAUGAUGGUGGCCAGGAACUUCAAGAUAACAAGUCUGUUGACGACAAUAAUUGUGACAGUGAACAAAAAGAUAAUUCUGACGAUGGUUGUACAAACACAUUUGUGGCGGAGAGUUGUUCAGGUGAUUAUGACAUGAAUGAUUGUGACAUUGAAAUUCAAAGCGUAACUUUAGUGGUAACAUACAACAUCAACGUUACAAAUCUGUUGAAAAUGAUAAUUGUGAAUGAGGAGAGCUGUUCAGAUGAUUCAAAUGAUGGCAAUGAUGAUGACAUAGAAAUACAAGACAACACGUUUGUUGACAGAAAUGAUAGUGACAUGGAAAUUCAGGAGAACAAAUCUGUCAACGACAAUGAUGGUGACAUAGAAAUUCAGGACAACAAAUCUGUCAAUGACAAUGAUGGUACCUUAAAAUUCACAUCAAAUUUAUCAACGGCAAUGAUGGUGACAUAG